UUUUUUUUUUUUUAACCAUACAUGCCCGAUUUAGUAUAUUCUUCCAACUUUUGCAAGGAUAGUUUCAAAUUGAUCGAACUUGGUGAUGAACAGCUUAUCCAGGCGUUUGAGUCGGGAACAAAGGUGACGAUCAAAGGUUUACCUGAUGACGAAGCAGUCCUAUGCACAGAGACAGCAACUUAUAGUGUUCGACAAGUCAACACAUCGAAUUCCAUGAUACUUUGCACUCCAAAUGAUAAUGAAACAGUACAAUGGCAAGUAUGCGAUGAUCUGUCCAAUACCAUUGAAUUAUUACCUUGUCAAGCACGUACAGGACGCCUGACAGAGUUAUUAUCAACAUCACUUUAUACAGGACCAGACAAUGAAGAUGGACAGUCAGGACAUACAUUUGAAUAUCUGUUAUCGACGGUACAAGCCAGCCCUGCCGAACUCAAGCGAGCUCUGGAGGAACGACAUGCGUUUAUGACGGAAGAUGGAUGUUAUCGGUGUAUUGACAACGCGUUUCUACAUCAAAUGUUGGAUGGGUUAGCGACGAGUGCCACGAUCUUGGGAUACAAUGUGUGUGAUAUGACUUUGGAGGAAGCCAAUCAAUGCCUGGAUCAAGAUUUCUCAGCCGUGCCUUUACCGGUGAGGAUGGCAUUUUUACAUUGUUUUGUCAAGGAUGUACAUGCUUCUCAACUUUGUUUGGAUGAAUAUAGGGUGUGUCGUUUUUUAGGCUCGAUUGUACUAGAAAUGGAAAAGGGUCGAGAAUGGAAAAUGGAGGAUUUUAUGGAAACUUGGGGAAAUUUGACACGAUUGGUUUUGGAACAUCAUCAGCCGACAUUGACAACAUUGGCAGGAUUAUAUUAUACCACAGAACGACAAGUGCUUCAACAACCACAGAUAUAUAUCACAUUUUUCCCCUCAUCUGAUCUACCCACAGAUCCGGCUGAACGCUUCACUCGUCUUUUCAGAGAAAAACAACAAUGGUCACCGGAAGAUAUUUACCCUUAUGUGGAUGACUUGGCACGGGAUGACAAACAUCGUGACGCUCUACUACUGAAAUUCACUCGUAUACAAAAACUUGGAAACAAAACGGUCUAUGGUAGCCGCAUCAAAUAGAAUUUAUUUAGUAUUAUAUAAUUUUUGUACAUUACAUUUUCA
Messenger RNA from Halteromyces radiatus, 1143 nucleotides. RefSeq names its product sister chromatid cohesion protein Dcc1. Bases 22 to 1101 code for a protein of 359 amino acids. The transcript has 3 exons. Lineage: Eukaryota; Fungi; Mucoromycota; Mucoromycetes; Mucorales; Cunninghamellaceae. The record is from RefSeq and is a predicted model, not a curated record. Gene Ontology annotation, cellular component: nucleus; chromatin; Ctf18 RFC-like complex. Gene Ontology annotation, biological process: mitotic sister chromatid cohesion; maintenance of mitotic sister chromatid cohesion.